Messenger RNA from Cucumis melo (muskmelon), 1231 nucleotides. Its product is annotated as thioredoxin O2, mitochondrial-like. The record is from RefSeq and is a predicted model, not a curated record. The coding region runs from base 64 to 660 and encodes 198 amino acids. NCBI's taxonomy places the organism in Eukaryota, Viridiplantae, Streptophyta, Magnoliopsida, Cucurbitales, Cucurbitaceae. The transcript is spliced from 7 exons.
GUCCGUUAAAAGGAAACACGAAAGAGGGAAAAGAGCGAUCCUCAAUUUCCGCGAACCGGCAGAAUGGGAAGAAAUUUAGUCCCUCAGUGGCGUCUACUACGUCGAGUUCUCCACGACGGCCGACUCCGAACUCCAUUUUAUCGCAACUAUUCUACCUUCAGUCGCUCUGGAACAAAUCUUGGAAGCUCGUCAUCACCGUCGUCUUCGUUGUCCAAGUUCCUCUUCAGCUCCUCCAGUUCCUCCCUUCGCCACGCGCCGGACUUUUUUUUCCCAAGUGUGCCUUUCCAUCACUGUCGAUCUCUAUGCUCAGCGUCAGAUCCUUCGAACAUUAUCUUGAUAAAGUCUGAAAAUCUAUUAAAGGAGUCACUAAGCAAAGCACGAGAGGAAGCUUUGCCGGCAAUUUUCUACUUCACAGCUGCCUGGUGUGGCCCUUGCAGAUUAUUAGCUCCCGUGAUCAAAGAAUUGAGUAAGAACUAUCCUGAGGUGACAACAUAUAAAAUUGACAUUGAUCAGGAAGGCCUCGAAAGGACUUUGAAUGACUUAAAUAUUACCUCUGUGCCAACACUUUAUUUCUUUCAGGAUGGCAAAGAGGCUGGGCAAAUUGUCGGUGCUGAUGUUGCAGGCAUAAAAAAUAUGAUGGAGAAGAUUUACAAAAAAUGACCUAACGUGUUUUGCUUUAUCCCAUUUUCAAAGCAGGUCUGUUCUUUCAUGCGAUGAUGAGAAUCCUUUUACCGAAAGUAUUUAACGAGAGAAUUGAUAGAGAGUUUUUGUGGAGUUUGAAGAUUUGCAAUUCGAUAGUGUUGAGACGUUGUUGAAUCCCAUUUUGGAAAAACCAAGGGGACUCACACCCCUUAUAAGGUAGAUGAGUUAUUCUACCAAUUGAUUUUGAGAUGGAACCCCAUACUAUCAAACAUGGUGGUAUCAGAAUCAUUAAACCCAAACGGGUAUUCGAUUCAAGAUAGGCGAACUCAAAGAGACACCAUCUUGAGAGGGAAUGUUGAGAUGUUGUUAAGUUCCACAUUGGAAGAACCAAAGGACUCGCAUCCUUAUGAGGUAGAUGAGUUACUCCUCUAAUUGCCAAUUGAUUUUGAGAUGGAACUUCAUACUAUAAAACAGAUAAUUAUUUAAGGCACAUUUGAGAGUUAAAGAGAGAGACAUAGAGAUUUAUAUAUAUAUAUAUAUAUAUAUAUAUUUUGGAAGGUAAAAUGUAUACUAUUUUAUUUUCACGAAA